Tarenaya hassleriana is the source of this 1291-nucleotide messenger RNA. RefSeq names its product peroxisomal membrane protein 13. Gene Ontology annotation, biological process: protein import into peroxisome matrix, docking. Gene Ontology annotation, cellular component: peroxisome; peroxisomal membrane; peroxisomal importomer complex. The record is from RefSeq and is a predicted model, not a curated record. The coding region runs from base 91 to 981 and encodes 296 amino acids. The transcript is spliced from 5 exons. Lineage: Eukaryota; Viridiplantae; Streptophyta; Magnoliopsida; Brassicales; Cleomaceae.
CCCGCCUGUCUUCAAGACUCAAGUCUCUCUCUCUCUCCGCGCCUCAGGUUUGACGGUGGAGAUUACAAGGGCUCUCGAAUUGUCUCAGCCAUGGCGUCUCAGCCAUCAGCAGGUGGCAGCCCUCCUAAACCCUGGGAACAAGCAGGGGGCACAUCUGGUCCUUCACCUUUCAAACCUCCUACAAACGGCAGCACGACUGAUGCCGUUGAGUCUUCUGGCACCGCCAGACCUGGUGAAAUAGUUACCUCUGCAAAUAGAACCACUACAGCUGCUAAUACAAAUGCUCUUAGUAGGCCUGUACCGACUAGACCUUGGGAGCAACAAAACUAUGGGAGCACAUAUGGCGGGUAUGGUUCAAAUCUAGGUAUGAAUUCUGGUUACGGUUCAGGCAUGUAUGGUUCAUCAUACGGUGGGGGAUAUGGUUCAUCAUACGGGAGUGGAAUGUAUGGUAGUGGCAUGUAUAGGGGAGGUUAUGGUGGUCUCUAUGGAGGUUCUAGCAUGUAUGGGGGAGGAAUGUAUGGUGGUGGAUUUGGUGGUUCUAUGGGUGGUUAUGGUAUGGGCAUGGGACCUUAUGGCGGCCAGGAUCCAAACAAUCCCUUUGGUGAACCUCCCUCUCCUCCAGGAUUUUGGAUAUCAUUUCUUCGAGUGAUGCAAGGUGUUGUGAAUUUCUUUGGCCGUGUAGCUAUGCUGAUAGACCAAAACACACAGGCAUUCCACAUGUUCAUGUCUGCCCUCCUCCAGCUUUUUGAUCGUGGGGGUUUGUUAUAUGGGGAAUUAGCGAGAUUCGUGUUAAGGAUACUUGGGGUCAAAACAAAACCAAGGAAGAUGCAUCCUGUGGGGCCUGAUGGACUUCCCUUGCCUCACCAGCCGCAUGAUCCCCAUGGAAACCAGAACUAUCUCGAGGGACCUAAAAUGGCCGCUGCACCAAAUGGUGGUGGUGGUGGUUGGGACAAUGUAUGGGGCCACAAUGGCAACAGCUAAUGUUCACAAUUCGAAGAUUUCAUUACAUCCAAAAUGAACAUGUAGAUAGCAAUGCAGACAGCGGUCUUGCCGCUGGUUGGGGAACUACAAAAGCCAGAUUGUUUUGUCUCAGAUGGAGUCUCCUCUGUCCGGAGAGGAAACUCUCUCUCUCUCUCUCAAAAGCUGCAGAUGAUGUUGGACUGAGUGAUAUUAGACUGCGAAAAAUCUUUUGUUGCUGUGUUGUGCAUUUUUCUUCUUCCGUUGUGUCAGAAAAAAUGUGUGAUGUAAUGUAAUGGGUGAAGAACAUUAAAGUAUCAUGCAAUUCAAUAAA